Messenger RNA from Brienomyrus brachyistius, 2988 nucleotides. It is a transcript of the gene wnt1, whose product is annotated as wingless-type MMTV integration site family, member 1. Gene Ontology annotation, cellular component: extracellular region. Gene Ontology annotation, biological process: multicellular organism development; canonical Wnt signaling pathway; neuron differentiation. The transcript is spliced from 4 exons. Bases 103 to 1215 code for a protein of 370 amino acids. NCBI's taxonomy places the organism in Eukaryota, Metazoa, Chordata, Actinopteri, Osteoglossiformes, Mormyridae. Gene Ontology annotation, molecular function: frizzled binding; cytokine activity. The record is from RefSeq and is a predicted model, not a curated record.
UUGAGAAUUGUUCAUUAUUACGUUAACUAUAACAUUCUUUUUAAAACGUUCACUUCGUGGUAUACAUAAAGUCUGAUCUUAUAAAAGCUUUUCGGAGACACAAUGCGGAUCCUCGCUUUGAUUUUGGGCGUGAAAGCAGCAUCUAUCCUGCUGGUGUCCUCGCUGCCUGGUACAGGGGCGGUCAACAAUAGCGGCCGAUGGUGGGGGAUCGUAAACGUGGCUUCCUCCGCCAAUCUCCUCACCAAUUCAAAGAGCGUGCAGCUCGUCUUGGACCCGAGCCUGGCGCUGUUGAGCCGCCGUCAGCGGCGCCUCAUUCGGCAGAACCCCGGCAUUCUGCAUGCCAUCGCGGCCGGCUUGCACUCGGCCAUAAAGGAGUGCAAGUGGCAGUUCCGCAACCGCCGCUGGAACUGCCCGACCACCCACAGUCCCACAAUCUUCGGCAAAAUUGUCAACCGCGGUUGCAGGGAAACUGCAUUUGUGUUUGCCAUUACAAGUGCGGGGGUCACUCAUGCGGUUGCCCGUUCCUGCUCAGAGGGGGCUAUUGAGUCCUGCACCUGUGAUUAUCGGCGCCGAGGCCCUGGUGGGCCAGACUGGCACUGGGGCGGCUGUAGCGACAAUGUGGACUUUGGCAGGCUGUUCAGCCGGGAGUUUGUGGACUCCAGUGAGAGGGGUAGAGACCUCCGCUACCUCACAAAUCUGCACAACAAUGAAGCAGGGAGAAUGACCGUGUCCUCAGAGAUGCAGCAGGAGUGUAAAUGUCACGGAAUGUCAGGGUCCUGCACUGUGAGGACCUGCUGGAUGAGGCUUCCCAGCUUCCGGGCGGUGGGAGACUUCCUGAAGGACCGCUUCAACGGAGCCUCACGGGUGGUCUAUGCCAAUAAGGGCAGCAACCGGGCAUCACACCGGGCCGACCCACGGCACCUGCAGCCCGAGAACCCGGCCCACAAACCGCCCUCCGUUCGGGAUCUGGUGUACUUUGAGAAGUCCCCCAACUUCUGCUCGUACAACGGCAAGAUGGGGACCCUGGGUACAUCUGGGCGUAGCUGCAACAGCUCAUCACCCGCACUGGAUGGGUGUGAGCUGCUCUGCUGUGGGCGGGGCUACAGGACACGGACUGAGAGGGUGACGGAAAGGUGCCACUGCACCUUCCAUUGGUGCUGUCAUGUCAGCUGCCUGAACUGCACCAGUACGCACACACUGCACCAGUGUCUCUAAGUGGGGCUGUGAGACGUGCUGCGUGGCUCGGGGAGGGCAGAUCUGGGGCAGAGGGGACUGAGAAGGUAGGGCAGGUUGGUGUGGAGAAAGACAGAACUUUAAAGGGAGGAGCGAUGGAAUGAGAAGGGUAGCAGAGGAGGAAGCUGGGUGUAAGGGGAGGAGAACAGGAAAGAAGGUAUGUAGGAGUAGAGGGGUGAUAUAGAAAGUGAUUGGGGUUGGAUGAGGCAGCAUUCUGAGGACCAGCACUCAUCAGUUGUGGGGGGGGUCACAUGUCACAGAGCACUCACCUGGCGGGAAGGAGAUAAAUGACAAAACUUCUGAUAGUGGGGGGGGGGGAGCAAUAUGACCCACCCAUCAUUUUUAAUCAAUGUUGUACUUCUUUUGUUCUUUUUUUGUACAAAGCAGAGGUUCCACUUCAAUACGAGUGACAGCAGCAAGAGCGAUAGUGUUGAGGUAUUAUGAAGAAGAAUAAGAUCUAUUGAGAGGGUAUGGAUUUGGAGGACAGAAAGGAACUCAAGGACUUAGCAGCGGUAUCAAAAUCAGAGAAAACCACCAGCAUGUAAAACAGUCAGGAGGACAAGUCUGUAAAAUGUAGCUCUUAGAGUCUUUGUUCCCUCCUUCUUAGGCAUCACAGAAUUUUAAAGGUCCUUCCAUCCUUCCCACGGACACGUCGCCUGACAGAUGUUUUUGUGGCCAAAGAACCGCAAGCAUGGAUUCUCAUAAAAUGUCGAAAAUCUCUUUACGCACAGUGGUUAUUCGCGAACGUCUCUGCAUGUUGUUUUCCUGGACUGCGGAUAGACGUCUCGCAUCAAAAACAUGCGAGAAAAAAAUCAGCGGGUGGCAUAGGCUGCGCUUUCUCGGUUGCUGCGUUAAGCUAUGGGCCUGGGCCAACUACUUAUGAUAUCCUACUUUCAUCUCCCCUCUCAUAUUUUGACUCCGUUGCAAUCUUGUUUGCUUCACCCAUGAUUUUGCCGCAGUUCGCAGUAUGACACAGAUUGGUGACGGUUUUCCCCUUCCGGCAAUUUCUAGAUAAUCUUAGUCUGAUAAGACAAACUAGUGCAAAUAUAGCAAUUAAUGGUUUAAUUAAAAAUUGUGUCUAGGUAUUCUAAUCUGUGUAUGUAUGCAGGGACUAUGACGAGACCAUAUUUGGAAUUCAGUGGUGACAGUUUGUGACGAAGCACGUUGAUCGGACAUUCUUCAGAAGUUUUUCCUUGCCGAUUGCCUCCAUCAUGGUGAAAUAGGUAACAUUUUAUGCUAAGUGUCUCCAGCCGUCCCAGGAUUCCUGUGGGCCGAUGGGUCUGCUGUGAGCCAGGCCGGGGCAGUCCACUCAGCACUUCGUCCCCAGUGGACUGACGUCUGGUGCAAAUGCUUUGCCACCGAAUAGUAUACCAUGCUGCAAAUCAGAGGUAGCUGCAGCUAAGCUCAACAAAGGCGGCAAUCUACCAACAGAACAUCCUGAUCGCGAUUCAUUAAGAGAAAGAUGAUGUGCAUUGUGCUGAUUUGAUAUUUCUGGAUCUGACUGUAUUUCUUGAAACAUUGUUUUGAGCUGGGUGGGGCGGGGUGGGUAAUUCAUUGUUCUGAACUGCAUAUGGUGACUGAGGAACAUUUCAGGUACUUUCAGAUAAUGUUCACAUCACUAGUUCACCUCUGUCACUCUGGAUAUAAUUACCAUUACUGUAUAUAAGAUAUUUAUUAUGAAUGUCUAUAUAGCUAUAGUUGAGAGCAGUGAAAAAAAUAUUUUAGUUAUUUGUUAAACAUUUUCUUACUAAUAGA